Thalassophryne amazonica is the source of this 1003-nucleotide messenger RNA. Its product is annotated as serine/threonine-protein kinase PLK1-like. The transcript has a single exon. Gene Ontology annotation, molecular function: ATP binding; protein serine/threonine kinase activity. Lineage: Eukaryota; Metazoa; Chordata; Actinopteri; Batrachoidiformes; Batrachoididae. Gene Ontology annotation, biological process: mitotic cell cycle; regulation of cytokinesis; protein phosphorylation. The record is from RefSeq and is a predicted model, not a curated record. The coding region runs from base 138 to 992 and encodes 284 amino acids. Gene Ontology annotation, cellular component: spindle pole; centrosome; cytoplasm.
CUGUCAGUGCACAAAGUUCCACAGCUCAAACGUCAUUUUCUCUUUGUCUUCAUCACUGAAAUAUUGACUUAAGAAGAGUUUAGAACAGAACAACUUGAUCACAGAGGAGAAAUUUUAUUGAAGUGACAGCAGGCAAGAUGAAGCCAUCAAAUGUUCAUCCCAAACCAUCCUCUCCUAAAGACGUCCCAGAUCAUCUUGUGGACCCACACACCAUGAAGAAAUACACCAGGGGCAGAUCACUUGGACGAGGCAGCUUUGGAAAAGUCUAUGAGAUCACAGAUGUGGACUCAAAGCAGGUUUUUGCGUGCAAGAUGAUUUCCAAGUCUCACAUCCAGAAGAGGUACCAGAAGGAGAACCUGAAGACAGAAAUUUCUAUCUUGCAGAGCCUCAGCCAUCAUCACAUCAUCAGCUGCCACAGUGUCUUUGAAGAUGAGGACUUUGUCUUUGUGGUCUUGGAGCUCUGCAGCAGUGGGUCCUUGUCAGAGGUCCUCAGGUUUCGUCAGACUGUGAUGGAGCCUGAAGCUCAUUAUUUGAUGAUGCAGCUGUUAAAAGGUGUCGAGUUCCUGCACAAGAACAAAGUCGGCCACAGAGACCUCAAACCAGACAACAUAUUUUUCAAUGAUCGCAUGGAGGUCAAGAUAGGAGACUUUGGAUUGUCCACCACCAUCAAGUUUGAAGGUGAGCUGAAAAAGGCCAGGUGUGGAACUCUGAACUAUGUGGCCCCUGAAGUGCUCAGCGGGAACGGCUACAGCUACCAAGUUGACGUCUGGUCACUUGGCUGUGUGUUGUACACGAUGCUGGUGGGUCAGAUGCCUUUCCACACGUCAUCUUGGACGGAGACCGUGAACCACAUCAUGGACAACGAGUACACCAUCCCUGACCACAUCAGCCCAGCGGCGUCCUCCCUCAUCAGACAGAUGCUGUGUGCUGACCCUGCCAAGAGGCCCACAGUCACUGAACUACAGACACACAAGUUCUUCACAGGUGGAUAAAUGUCUGCCCU